CCGGCGGGAGAGCGGCGGGGCGGCUCGGCACAAGGGCACGCCCGGCGGGCACGGCACGCCUGGCACUCCGGCCGAGCUGACGCGGGGAGGAGGCUCCGGCAGCGCCGCCGUGCCCAUGGACUAGCCGAGGCAGCCGAGGGACCUACGCCGAACGCCGCCUCGCCCUCCGCCCAGCUCGGCGAAACUUAGCGAGCGGGCGCCUGCCCCGAGGCUGUGCCAUAGAAGAUGCACUAUUACCGAUAUUCUAAUGCAGAAGUCAGCUGUUGGUACAAAUACUUGCUCUUCAGCUACAACAUUGUCUUUUGGCUAGCUGGAGUGGCCUUCCUUGCAGCUGGUCUGUGGGCAUGGAGUGAAAAGGGUGUAUUGUCUGAUCUGACAAAGGUGACUGGUCUUCACGGUCUGGACCCAGUGGUGCUUGUCUUGGUGGUGGGAAUAGUGAUGUUUACUUUGGGAUUUGCUGGUUGUGUGGGAGCACUGAGAGAAAACAUCUGCCUGCUGAAGUUUUUCUGUGGAACAAUUGUGUUUAUAUUCCUGUUGGAGCUGGCAGUAGCAGUUAUGGCCUUCCUGUUCCAGGACUGGGUGAGGGACAGGGUAAAAGAAUUCUUUGAGAAUAACAUUAAAUCCUACCGAGACGACAUUGACCUCCAGAACAUCAUUGAUUCACUACAGAGAAUCAACCAUUGUUGUGGUGCCCAAGGUCCAGAAGACUGGGACUUCAACAUCUACUUUGACUGCAAGAGUGAAAGCAAAAGUCGUGAGAAGUGUGGAGUUCCUUUUUCCUGUUGUAUACCUGAUCCUGCUCAAAAAGUUGUGAAUACACAGUGUGGCUAUGAUAUCAGAAAGAAGAGCAAAAGUCAAUGGGAUGAUCAGAUUUUUGUCAAAGGAUGUAUCCAUGCGCUUGAAGCUUGGUUACCCCGAAAUAUCUACAUUGUUGCAGGUGUCUUCAUAGCUAUCUCAUUGCUCCAGAUUUUUGGGAUUUUCCUAGCCAGGACAUUGAUUUCUGAUAUUGAAGCUGUAAAGGCAAGUAAUGCCUUCUGAAUAUGAAAGCAGACCCACGUUGCAAGACAGCGUAUGUUAAGAUGAUUGAUUGGACACCAAGGCAGAAGAAAUGCACAGACCAUGAAAUACUCCUGUUAUUAAAAGCCUUAUGUGGAUUUUUUUUCCCUGCUCAUGGUUUUUGUUAGAAGCUGUUACAAAAAACAAUCACCAAACACCUGCUGUCUACCUUUUUUCUGGCAAGACAACUCAGCGCACCAGCGUUGAUCUCUGAGGAAGAAAUGGAAUUUCCCAAGACAUUGGCAGAGCAGAUUUUAAAGACUGUAGCAGAGAGCCGAGAAACUGCUGUAAACCCUCUCCUUGAAAGAUUGCUAAGGAGAUUGUUCUGUCUUCACUCCUGUCUUCUGUCUUAAAAUGUAAUCUUGUCAAAUGUCACAUGCUGAUUUCUUCAGAACCUUGCAAUCAUGUUAAUCUCUCCAGUAGACUUAUCCAGCCGUUUUUGGCAACAUAUCCAGCAACCAUAAUUGGAAAUUGGGAAAAACAAUCACAAAAUGUCUAGGUCUUUAGUUGAUUUUUAGGUUGUGCAAAUCCCACGCUAUUCUGAAAAAUACAAGCCAGCUCCCCGGAUGGGAAAGAUCUGACUAUCUGUAGCAUUAAGUCUUACAAAUCUCCAUUUCAGGCAAGAGGGUGUAAAGCCCUGAUGCUGUUUCCUGUCUGAGAAAAAUGUAAAUAUUCUUUAUUUAUAGAAGAAAAACCUCUUUAAAAAUGCUUAUCCUUUCAAUGAUCAGUAAUAGCUUUAAAAAGUGCUGCCUGCAUACACUUCAGAAUGCAGCUUGUUUCAGUAGGUAGCAAGCAUGCUGUGCUAGCUGUUGAUGGCUUUUGUUAUUCCUCUAGUUUCUGUCACAACUGCUAUGUUGAUCUUCACAAGUCUUAACUGCCACUACCAGGACUGAUGAAAGACUUACAAAUUCAGUGUUAAUCCUUACUGGAAUAUGUUUUUAAAUAGGGAAGUACAGAUUUAGCAAAAUAUUAUAAAGUUGUUGAAUUUUAAAUUCUUGUAUAAAGCUAUUGAGCCAUCAGUUCUGCCUGGUUCAUGGUUCAAGUGUGAAUCAAAAUGCAGUGAAGCAGAAUAAUUUCUUCAGUCAUUUUCUACAUGAAGCUGAACUAGUCCUUCUUAUGUCAGGGUUUUCAUUUUAAUCAAGAGAAAAGUAAACUCCUCUUCCAGUCCUCCCUUUGUGGGGGUUGUGGAUGGAUCUGUAGGUCAGUAGGAGUUCCAGUCUCUUCUGUAAGACUUUGGUGUUGUAUCUUUAGCUGUAAGGUGAAAGUCUGUGGCCAAAGUGUUUUUAAAAGUAGCUGUCAGUCUUACUGUGGGCCAUAUAACUAACAUCAUUUACUGCUUCCAGUGACACCAGGGUUUUCAGGGAGCAGGUUCACUUACAGUGCCUAACACAGUGUAAAUUUUAGAAAAGUAUCUAUUUUUAUAAUGAUAUUUUACUAUAUGUAGUGUGCCUGAAGGAUUUAAUACUUGUCUUUCUAAAGUAUAUGGCUUUCUUUGGAAGCCGAGCUUUUAAAUAUAUUGUCUUCUUUUUUUUUAUUAUGCAUGUAUUAACAAACAUUUCACUGGCAAAAGUUGAUCAACAGUAAGAAUCUUUGUGUCUGGUAGAUUGUCCAGACAUCCUUCUAGCUUGUAAUCUUGAAGCACUUCAGACAGUGCUCAUGUGUACUUCAGCUUUCAUAGUUCUUUUUCUGGCCAGUGAUUGAGACACAACAGGAAAAGGAAGCUUGUCUAAGCAUGGCUGAUUUCCUUACAAUAGCAGAGAAUAGUCUGCUAUUAACUCAUCUGAAGACCUGAAAGUAAAAUGGCUGGAAGUACACUGUGACUUUUGAAAUUUGGUGUACAACAAGGAAACAAUAGCAGUAGAUCACUGAGGGGAGAGCAAGAGGCAUUUCUUCUGUAAAGCCAUAAAUUUGAGGUCUGUGUUACCUGUUUGUUGAAUCUGAUCCACAAGGAGCAGCCAAAAAUGUGUGAUUGUACUAAAAUUUACAACUUGGUAAGCAGCAGAGCAGUGGCCAGCAAACUGUGCUUUAAAUUCUGGUGCUUGAAACUUUGUAACACCUCAUCAGCCAAUUUACUUGGUUAAGGUUAUGUGUGAUAAUCUGAUGUGUAUGUAAAACU
Molecule: messenger RNA, 3172 nt
Organism: Zonotrichia albicollis (white-throated sparrow)
Lineage: Eukaryota; Metazoa; Chordata; Aves; Passeriformes; Passerellidae
Gene: TSPAN14
Product: tetraspanin 14
Cellular component (GO): plasma membrane
Source: RefSeq, a predicted model, not a curated record